AAGAAGAAGAAGAAGAAGAAGAAGAAGAAGAAGAAGAAGAAGCGCAACUCAGGGUGCCCAAAACUUUUGGAGAAACGUCAGAAUCUGAAGAGAACUCGGUCAAGUCGUGAGAUCUUGUGUCCAGGACCGCAUCAGUGUAGAAUAAUGAUGUAAAGAUGGCGGAGCUACAAAUGCUUUUGGAAGAAGAAAUCCCAGCCGGUCGGAGAUCGUUACUGGAUAGUUUUACGAAUCUCGAAAGAGUUGCUGAUUACUGCGAAAGCAACUAUGUGCAGUCCCCAGAUAAGCACCGAGCCCUGGAGGAGACGAAGGACUAUACGUCCCAGUCCCUGGCCAGUGUAGCCUAUCUGAUCAACACCUUGGCUAAUAAUGUCCUCCAAAUGCUUGAUAUCCAGGCGUCGCAGCUCCAACGCAUGGAGUCUUCCAUCAACCAUAUCUCUCAGACGGUGGACAUCCACAAGGAGAAGGUGGCAAGGAGAGAGAUUGGAAUCCUGACUACCAAUAAGAACACAUCUCGCACCCACAAAAUCGUUGCUCCAGCCAAUCCGGAGAGGCCAGUACGCUACAUCCGUAAACCUAUAGAGUACAAUGUGCUGGAUGACAUCGGCCAUGGAGUCAAGGUCAACAGCCAGAAUAUGAAGAUGGGUGGAGGUCUCCCUCGAACCAACCCCCCGACCCAGAAACCGCCCAGCCCCCCCAUGCCAGGGAUGGGAACCAUUGGGCGCCACUCCCCCUAUCGGACGCUGGAGCCCGUUCGUCCUCCUGUGGUCCCUAACGACUAUGUCCCCAGCCCCACACGCAGCAUGGCCCAGCAGGAGAGUCCUGUACUCACCACUACAGUUAACCAGCGGACACACACCUACAGCAGUGGAGGCAGUCACCCCAACAGUCACCCCAACAGUCACCCCAGCAGCAGUGGAGGCAGUCACCCCAGCAGCAGUGGAGGCAGUCACCCCAGCAGCAGUGGAGGCAGUCACCCCAGCAGCAGUGGAGGCAGUCACCCCAGCAGCAGUGGAGGCAGUCACCCCAGCAGCAGUGGAGGCAGUCACCCCAGCAGCAGUGGAGGCAGUCACCCCAGCAGCAGUGGAGGCAGUCACCCCAGCAGCAGUGGAGAGAACAGUGGGAGUGGCUCUGUAGGAGUACCCAUCGCUAUGCCAACAGCCUCUCCAACAGGGACCUCUCCUCCUGCUACCCAAUCCUCACCGUCCACACCUGACCGCGCCCCUAACACUGAGGCCCAAUCGGCUGAGGCUGUAGCCGAGGCCCCUCUUCCCGCCCAAUAUCCUCUCUCUGCUGCAGCAAUCUCGGCGGAAGUCUCAGAUGCACCUCCUCCUGCAGAGGAGGAGGAGUCGGCCGUGAUUGAGUACAGUGACCCCUACGCCGAGGAGGACCCUCCCUGGGCGCCACACACCUACCUGGAGAAAGUUGUCGCCAUCUACGACUACGCAGCAGACAAGGAGGACGAGCUGUCGUUCAACGAGGGCUGUAUCAUCUAUGUGAUCAAGAAGAACGACGAUGGCUGGUACGAGGGUACUAAGACUGGUACCUCCGGGCUCUUCCCUGGUAACUACGUAGGAUCCAUCAUGCAUAACGCAGACUGAGGCCACCUUCCCUCCAAGCCCCAACCCCAGAGACACACUCUGAACCACAUCCCAGAAGAGAACAGGGAGGAGAUAGCUGUGUACCCAAUGCAUGGAUAACAUGUAUCUAUAUACGGGUUGUACAGACUACCAUGCAGACUAAUUAGUGCAUUGGGGUGUAAAAAGGAGACAUUGAAGAUAAUUGGUGGAGGAGACUUGGAUUACUGACUCAGGAAAAGAGGAAGAGGAGAAUCAAGACUGGGCUUCUGCUCACUGUGGAGUGAGAGAAGAGGAGUGGAGAAUCAAGACUGGGCUUCUGCUCGCUGUGGAGUGAGAGAAGAGGAAGAGGAGAAUCAAGACUGGGCUUCUGCUCACUGUGGAGUGAGAGAAGAGGAGUGGAGAAUCAAGACUGGGCUUCUGCUCGCUGUGGAGUGAGAGAAGAGGAAGAGGAGAAUCAAGACUGGGCUUCUGCUCACUGUGGAGUGAGAGACACACUACCAUACACCAUCGAAACUCAACAAGUAAUAACUACAAAUAACAAUCAUUUAUAAGACAUAUGAAGGAUAAACUGUUUUAAUAAAAAAAACUAUAUUUUAUUCCCUGUGUUUGGAAGGAAAGACAAGUGUUGGGGUUAUGCUAACUCCUCUAUCCUGAGGAAAAGAAACGAGUGGUCACCAUGGUUAUCUUCAUGGCUUUUUGCCAUGUUCACGUUGCCUGUGUAGGGGUUGGCUGAUAUGUCUCGGAUCUGUGAUUCUGGUCUGCAGGUGCAGAGCACCACAUUCCCUAUGUAGUGCACUAUUUAGGGAAUAGGGUGCACUAUUUAGGGAAUAGGGUGCACUAUUUAGGGAAUAGGGUGCCAUUUGAGACGCAUUCAUAGAAUAUUGGUACUUUCCCCCUUGUGGUGCUGAAUAUAAUGGACUUCCUGUCUCUGAUAGUAGUGGAAGGCAUCGGUCAACCCUCUUCCUGUCUCUGACAGUAGUGGAAGGCAUCGGUCAACCCUCUUCCUGUCUCUGACAGUAGUGGAAGGCAUCGGUCAGCCCUCUUCCUGUCUCU
Messenger RNA from Oncorhynchus kisutch (coho salmon), 2630 nucleotides. Its product is annotated as abl interactor 2. Lineage: Eukaryota; Metazoa; Chordata; Actinopteri; Salmoniformes; Salmonidae. The transcript is spliced from 9 exons. Gene Ontology annotation, cellular component: lamellipodium; SCAR complex; actin-based cell projection. Gene Ontology annotation, molecular function: signaling adaptor activity; SH3 domain binding. The record is from RefSeq and is a predicted model, not a curated record. Bases 156 to 1598 code for a protein of 480 amino acids. Gene Ontology annotation, biological process: neuron migration.